AAAGGCAGUGCACGCCCGACUGCCGACACGAGCGGAUGGCGUACGUAGCCGUUCGCGUCACGCUAGCCUCGUGAUAUUCCUUCCUGUCAGAGAGAGACACGGUCGCCGGCGUCGUAUUUAGUGACGAGUCACGGAGUAUUUCGUUCGCGUUUUGCGACGCGCACGCGGUCGUGAUCGUCAGGCUGACCGGUGGUGGUCGCGUGUCGCGCAGCCUGCCGCGCGGGGGCCGGGAGGGCGAGAGCCGGUAACGGACGGAUCGUGACAGAAAAAGGCGGCGCAGAGGCGCGGAGGGGAAGCCGAAAAGCACGGGUUUUCGUUCGGUCCCUCCGCGAGGCAACGUCGGCGGCGUCCCGCGCGCUGCCGCUGCCGCCGCCGCCGCCGCCGCCGCCGCUGCUCGUCCCGACAAGCAUUGUGCCGCGCGUCUCCUCGCGGCCACGUGUGUCGCGUCGCGCGGUUCCACACGCGCCCGAAAAUCCGUCGACGCAGCCAGACGCGCGCCGGCGGGCUUGCGCAGACGGCGGGACGGCACCAAAAGUGGUGCGCGCGCGUGCUGCCCUAUCCGGAGCCCGGUGACGUUGGUUACCAUAGUAGCGCGCGUGGCGAUCAGCUGAUCGUCGCGACCCGAGCGUGUUCGACCGUCGGCAGUCGGCCAGCAGCGGCUCCGUCCACUCGUCGUUCCGUGCGUCGCGUCGCCGCAAUACGGUCUCGCGUUCAAUCAGGAUCCCUCAUUCUUCCGCGGCAACGCCGUCGUCCUUCUCGCGCGGCCACAGCCGACGAACAGCUACGGAAACGUCCGCAACGUUGCCACAAGGAUCCGCCGAAAGUUCAACAGUGUUACCACAGUGUCAAAUGCUCGUUCUCGCCGCUGUCAGACGCCGGACAAGAUCAGCUGACGCGCACCGUCGCACCAACACGCUUCGUCGAACGAGCACGCUCCGGACGUGGAGCAGCGCAGUGUUGCACCAGUGCUCGGCCAGCUCCCUGUGACAUUCGCGGACGCCGUGGCCGCUCGUGCGUCGUCGUGCUCGCCCGUGAACGUCUCCAUCCAGCGGCACAGUUCCGGUCGUCGCGUUAUCAUGUUCCGUCGCGCCGAUCUCCGCGGAUCGUCCCGUACGAAUUAUCGAUACGUUCGCGUCGUUCUCGACUCCACCGCGGAGCAUUUCUGACCUACAUUGCGACCAGUGUUUGCCGAACAGGUGUACCCGCGGUUUCGUGUCGCCGCCGCCGCCGCCGCAGGAACGAACCGCGCGCGGACCCAACCGCUUUGCGGUGUGAACUGAAGUCAGCCGUCGGUGACCGCAGCACCGCCGAAAUAAUCGCCGAACGAAGCCGCUGCCGCCCGCCAAGGACUAUACUACGAGAGAGACACUCGGGCUUCACGGGAAUUUAAAUGCUCGAGGACCGAGCCGACCGCUACGCAGCGUGCUACGACAGAUGCGAGUGAUCCGCGGGGAAUAAGCAUCGAUAUUCAGUGUCGAGUGAACCGUCGUUCGUAGUGCGAGUGUGACGAUCGUACGUACGGUGACGCGCGUUCGCCCGUCGACGGAGCGGAUUUGGAAGACCGUCGGGCCCGUCGGACAGCUUCGACGCUCGACCGGAACGGACUCCGUUCGACCGCCGUGCUCCAAGGACUCGCGAAGUCGCUCGGCGUUGUUUUUCUCGUCUUUCUUCCGACGGACCACCAGUGAUAUCGCUUUCUGUGCGGUGUUUCGCAGCUUCCUCGUGGCGGCGAUGACAGCUCGCGGGAUUUUUCUCGGGCACGCGGGAACUGUGUCGGUCACUGCAGACGGAUUAAGCCGGACAUGAGGAGAACGAGCUUCUCGGGAUCGUCUUGAUAGAGAGCUUUGGUGACGUACGCCGAACGGGCCAGUAUUCAUGCCAGUAUGCCAAUCAGAUGCCAGUAGAGAGCCAGUAUCUGUAUCUGUUGCUACCUUACCGAUAGCCAAUUGAUAAGUUUAGAUAGUACCAUUUAAAUAGUCGACACACGCACCCGGUGGAUUUUUGUUUUUGUUUCUCGUUCGCCCGUCGAGAACCGUUCCCUCGAUUUGAUCACCGACCGACGGUUGUUCCCUUCUUAUCGUCUCCUCCCAAUCGUCUCGUCGGAUCGACGGUUCCAUCGGAUCGACGGUUCCAUCGGAUCGACGGUCGCCCGAUUUUCCUUCGAUCGUCGUCGGUGUGCCUCGCGGUCGCGCACAGCGUUCAGGAAAACGGCCGCACGCGGCACACGCCGAAAGGAAAAGUGUCCCGGGCGCGCACGUGAUUUUACCGCCGCGGUAACGGACUAGUCGCGGCGAUCGUAGUUCGUGAUUAUCGUUGUGAACUGACCGAUCGGUUUCUCGGCUGUGAAGUGAAUCGAUACUCCAGGAAAAGAAAAGGAUCGACACGGAGAAAGGGAGUGAACAGCGUACACACAGGCGAGGCACGGUGGCUGGAAACGCUGACUUACUUCGAGAGCGCCAACCUGCAAUCAAGGUUCAUGGUUUUCAUGGAUGAGAGCGAGCUCUCGAGCAAGCGGUGGGCCAGUGCGCCCCGCCGCCCGGACAGCCCCUGCGUCCUGGGGGCACCAACGUCUAGGGAGGCGGCGGGACCGCCGGUGCAGCUGGAACCAGUGGACCUGUCCGUGAAAACUCCGGUGGUGUUGCAGGUGCCUCGGUACAGUCCAGCGGCUAUAAUUACCGCGGCCGCUAGAAGAAUCCCUUCACCUUCGACAACGCCCACGCCGCCGCCACUCUCCAUUUCUACCGUGUCGCCACCUCUGCCGUCGCUCGGCGAAACAGCGUGGGAGAGAGACCACGAACGAGAUCGGGAGAGACACCGGGAGCGGGAGCGGGUGCGAGAGAGGAGCACGGAGAACGAUCGCAGGGAACGGCAGCAGGAGAGAGAGCCUGGGAUCAGGGAGAGGGAGCCCCGGGAUCGGGAGAAGGAUCGCGAGCGCGACAGGGAGAGACAGAGAGACAGGGACAGGGAGAUGUCAGUCUGCGGGAUGGAACCGCUCGAUCCUGUCUUCGUAUCCUCCUCGGCUGCCCUCCUAGCGCUGCAGAGGAUAAAGGAGACAUCCUUGGUGUUCCAUAAACGUCCCGCACUGGCAACCGGAAUCGGGAUCGGCGGCAGAGGCAACGCUGGAGUCGGCGGCAACGGUGGGAAUUUGGGGGUUGACAGCGAGUGCGGCGACGCGUUGAAGAGACGCAAGGUUCACAGAUGCGACGUGGCAGGCUGUGAUAAAGUGUACACGAAGAGCUCCCACCUGAAGGCUCACAAGAGAACCCACACUGGCGAGAAACCGUACCAGUGCACAUGGGAGGGCUGCACGUGGAAGUUCGCGCGUUCCGACGAGCUAACGCGGCAUUAUCGCAAGCACACGGGCCAGAAGCCGUUCAAGUGCCAUCUUUGUCAGCGAUCGUUCUCGCGGAGCGACCAUUUGUCGCUUCACAUGAAGAGGCACUGAUGAAGAGGAGCAUUCUUAGCCGGCCAGUUUCGAGGAUCCGGAGGGGAGGGAAGAGGUGCCGGCAACGGCUGACAGAUGGCGUGCGAACGGGUGGAACGGGGACGAGAAGGAAUCGCGGACCGUGUGUCCGAAUGAAUCGGGGAAUCGGGACUGGGAAUCGCGAUCGGAUAAAAUGAUUCUUCUCUCUCUUCUUUUCUUUUCCUUUUUUUUUCUUUUUUUUUUAAUAUAUAUAUACACACACAUAUACAUAUAUAUUAAAUAUAUUCGGGACCUGAACAAAGCCUCGUCACGCGACCACAUGUGUCCGGGGAGGCGGAAACUAGGAGAGAAAAAAUGAAGAAGGAGGGAAACACGUUCAUUAGACUUACGGAGCUUCGUGCGGUGUAGCAUCGGUGUAAUUUAAACGGCGGGGCGGACGAACCUGUUCAGCGAUCCUCGCCGCCACCGGCCGGUCCCCGAUCGUACCGAUCGGAGUACGUAUAUAUACCCCUUAGGCGUCCUCGAAUUCGCAUCUGUUGAGCAGAGAGAAAUUUGGAAAUUCGCUCGCGCCGCGAGAGCCCACUUAUUUAUUGCGACGAUCGGGGCCGGCGGACGCGAGGAGAGUGCCGAUCGCUGCGGGUUUCCAGCGGGAUCAACGCGCGGCCCAUGGACGCGUCCGACAUCUCGUUCUCUAUUUCUAGCCAAUUUUCCAGUUUGUUUUCCUCUCGUCUUUCUUGUCUUUUCGCGACUCUUCGAUCCUUAUCUCUCUUUCUGUCUUUCUUUCUUUUCAUUUUUUUUUCUCUUUUUUUGUAACGUACGAUUUUACAUAAGGCCAGCUCAACUAGUCUAGAGCACCAUGUAUCGUCUAUGAGGAAUAGAGCCAGUAACUUUGGGGAGCCGGUGAAAUAGGAGGGGGCGACGGUGGGAGGAAGCAGUGGGAGGAGAAAGAGGAGGAGGAGGGGGAGUAGGAGGCAGAGGAGUAGGAGGAGUAAACGUAUCGUUAAGGGUAAUUAAACGAUUAAUUAAGUAAAGAGAAUUAUUCGAACUCCGGUGACGGAGCUUGGGACUUAGCAUGCUCAGUUAAAUAAACUACAACCGUGAUCACAUCGUAAAUACAUUACAUUACAUACGAUACAAUACGUUUUCGUAACGCGUUGGAUAGUGAACGCUCUUCGAGUUAAUGCACAAAAAGAAUUUCGCGUUUAGGGACGGACAAUCAUUUGCGAAACAGCAACGUGUUCCCCGUUGUCGAACGGGACUGAAGGGGAUACGACGAGAAGCUCUCGAAGCCAGUAUUACCGUGUGCGUUCGGCGACUAGAAUCCGCGGCGGUUAAUCGGCAGCGGUUAUCGCACACCGAUGCUUUCGAUCUUCCGGUUCCAUGUGAUCGUCUACCCGAUCCGGAAAACGGGACGUUCUUCGUGCGCUGUACGCGUCCACGCAAGGUGCCAAAGUAGAAGGUGCGAAUCUGCGGUGAUCGAUAGAUCGUCGACGUGUUCCGAUCAAACGUGGACGCAACCGGUCGAAGGACGACUCGUCGGACCAGCCCUCUUCGGGAUCGAUGGGAUCGACAGAUCGCUAGAUCCGUAGAUCGCGAAAUCGGUAGAUCGCGAGAUCGGUAGACGACAAGGUCAAUAGAUUCAUAGAUCACAAGAUCGAUAGAUCGCAAAAUCUAUAGAUCGCGAGAUCUAUAGAUCACAAAAUCUGUAGAUCACAAGAUCUAUAGAUCGCAAAAUCUGUAGAUCACAAGAUCUAUAGAUCGCAAGAUCUAUAAAUCACAAGAUCCAUAGAUCACAAAAUCUAUAGAUCACAAGGUCGACAGAUUCCGUGAUCGAUAGAUCGCAAGAUCGAUAGAUAGUGUGAUAGAUAGUUCACGAGAUCGCGAAAUCGGUAGAUCACACAAUCAGCAGAUCGCGAGAUCGAUAGAUCCCGAGUUCGGCAGAUUGCAGGAUCUAUAGAUCACGAGAUCAAUAGAUCCAUAGAUCGCAGGAUCGACAGAUUCUGGAAUCCGUAGAUCACAGGAACAACAGAUUCUGAAAUCCGGAGAUCACAAGAUCGAUAGAUCGUGUGAUCGAUAGAUUGUAAGAUAGGUUGAUCAGACGAUCGCACGAUCGGCAGAUCACGAGUUCGGCAGAUUGCAGAAUCCGUGGAUCAUAAGAUCGAGAGAUCCAUAGAUUACAAGAUCUACAGAUUCUGGGAUCCAUGGAUCACAAGAACGGUAGAUCGUGACUUCGUAGAUCCGCGAUCGCGGAUCCGGUAGAUCGCGAUUUUACUUUAGGUUGCGGGACCGGUAGAUCGAGAGAUCCAUUCAAUAUCGUGAGACGCGCGGUAGCAAGAUCAUUCGCGAUUUGCGGGAUCGGGGGGUCGCUGGAUCGUUCGCGAUCGCGAAAUCGGAAGAUCGGGUGUGGUGGUCGUUCGCGAUCCACGGUAGACGUUUCGUCGAUUACGCGCGCGUUUCCGUCGUUGUACAUAGAAAGUCGCAUCAGGGUCCGACACCGGUGACGUGUCCCGUCGGUCGUUCAAUUAUCGUCAAUCUAGAUGAAAGUAACAGUUUAAGGCACGGGAUUCUAUAUCGAAACAUAUCGAAGCCGCGCGAGUUCGAAGCGAGACGAGUGCGAGGCCGCGCGACGCGCUCCUCGAUGCAGACGACCCUUGGAUUGGUGCAACGAGCUCGCUACGAAAUCUUCGACCACGAUGUUUGGAAAUAACGAGCUUGCAUUCGCUAAGGAAAAUCGUUGGAGCUUAGAUUAUUUCGUGGUUUUUAGGGAAUUAAGUAAAACGGGGGGAUGGUUUGGAAAGGGUUUGCUUGCAACAUUGUUCAUAAAAUUCUGCGGCGACACGUUUUAGGAAGAUAGCAGCAAGCUGUCUACGAAAACGUUGCAAACGGAACGUUGUUUUAAAACAUUUCUGCAAUGUCUACGGCGACAAGUUGCUUUCUCUGCAAGAGACGUGGAAGAGCCGCGAGCUACGAAUCAGCUAGGCAAAUGUUGCAACAGAAUGGGUAACUGUUCCGAUGUAACGCUGUUUCAAAAUCUGUACAAAGUUACGUAAAAACAAGUUGUUCCGAAAAGGAAACGCGCGAAAGAGCUGUGAAACGCGAAUUAAUUGCGCGUACGUUGCAAAGGGAACGGACGAACGAGCCGCGCCAAUUUUAUAUUUUAUUUCUUGUUGUUGUUGUCUUUUGAACAAAUUCUAUGAUUAAUAUAUUAGAUCAGAGGUUAUUGAAAAGUUGCAGAGAGACUCUUUCGAUCCGAGACUUUGCUCGAGCAAAAAUUUGUCGAGGUGCUGUACUCGAGCGCCAAGCCGAGAAAGACAAAGUUUUCGUGGAUGUACGUUCGACGAUCAUCGAUUGCUCUUACUUGAAAAUUUGCCAAAUUGUUCGGAAUCGUUCGCGACGAUUCGGCUCGUUGAACCAAUCCGGCGGCGAACACGUGCGAAGAUGGUCGUUCGAGGUUAUGUCGAGGCCGCGAAUUCUUCGAAAGGGAGCCCUCGGUAGAGUGGACUGUGCCAAAUAGGAGCGAGCGAGCGGCUCAUCCUGCUUGCCUUGAAUCGUCGAUUCCACCCAGCGCAACGGUAGAGCCUCUAGAAUCCCGUGGAUUCGCGAAAACUGUAGGGAAACGAUUCUGCAUCGGCGAGACGUCGCCGCGAAUCCUCGAUCGGUACACAACAAUUAAAGUCCCAAUUAAACAUCGCACAAUCCCGAAACGGCUCGUCGGAGUUGCCCGCAACACGUCGACGGGAUAAUUCGCUUCGCCGAUCACAACCGCUGCGAUGUUCAAUUAGCACAAAUGGCCGCGUUGUAAAUAACAUGACGGGGGAGAAGCUCGUGGUUCGUCCACUGGCGGCGCUGGUGUCGCUUCGAGCCCGCGCGAAUUGGGCGCAGGGUCUAGGAAAAAAAAGAAGAAGAAAAACAAGUGUAACACGGUGGGCGAAGAGCAGACACACGCCGAUUUCGGAGCUAUAGCUAAACGCGAUGGAACGAGAUGCCAGUAAAUACAUAUGCUAGAAGCUAGGAGGCGGCGGAGUUAAGAGAUUGCCAGUAUAUGCUAGAGCUAAAAGGCGGCGGAACAAGAUGCCAGUAUAUGCUAGAGCCAGUUUAUAUCAUUAAAGAGAACACACACCUCUACCUUGUAAGAUUACUGCGAAGAUUGAUAAAUGACUAUUUGUUA
This is a messenger RNA of Megalopta genalis, 7592 nucleotides long. RefSeq lists its product as uncharacterized. Gene Ontology annotation, molecular function: RNA polymerase II cis-regulatory region sequence-specific DNA binding; DNA-binding transcription factor activity, RNA polymerase II-specific. The record is from RefSeq and is a predicted model, not a curated record. Gene Ontology annotation, biological process: regulation of transcription by RNA polymerase II. Lineage: Eukaryota; Metazoa; Arthropoda; Insecta; Hymenoptera; Halictidae.